AUGAAAUCUGAAGUAGGUGCUCCUCAUAAUGCCCACCUUGCUGCCACAAAGCAGGGAGUUGCAGAGGAUGAGAGGACAGAGAAAGAGUUAGCAGGGGACCUUCAGGCAACCGGAUCCCUGGAGAGCUUUGGAGAUCCUGCUGAUCAGGAGGCAAGCACUUUGAAUCUAAUAUUCACAAUGGUAAAUCCUGGAACAUCUGGGCUGUCCACAAGCCUCAAAGUCAUAGAGAAAUUUGAAGCUUGUAUCUACCACAUUGAAACCAGACCUGUUCGAUGGAUCAAGCACAUGGGGGAUGGCCUUGAAUGCUUUGUGAAAUGUGACAUCAAAAACUCUGUAAUAAGCUCUCUUUUAGCAUCUUUAAAAAGGGUGGCAGAUGAUGUGAAAAUAGCUUCAGAGGAAAGAGUGUCUUCUUUUCCAAGAAAACUGCAAGAUUUGGAUUUGUGCCAUCACCUGAUUAUUAAAUUUGAGCCCAAUUUUGAUCAGGAUCAUCCUGGUUUUGUUGACCAAGAAUACAAGAAACGCAGAGCAUACUUUGCAGAACUCGCGUUCACUUACAAACAAGGAGACCUGUUGCCAAGAAUUGACUAUACUGCUGAAGAAACUGCCACAUGGAGAAAGGUUUACAGAUCCCUCAUCAAUUUGUAUCCGAAUUAUGCAUGCAAGCAGUACUUAGAUUCCUUCCAACAGCUGGAGAAAUACUGUGGCUUUACAGAGGAUGCUAUACCUCAGCUUCAAGACGUCUCUCAAUUUCUAAAAGAAAGAACAGGAUUCACAUUGAGACCAGCAGCAGGCUUACUCUCUGCACGGGAUUUCUUAGCUUGUCUGGCCUUCCGAGUAUUUCCGAGUACCCAGUAUAUAAGACAUCACUCUGCCUCCAUGCAUUCUCCUGAACCUGAUUGCUGCCAUGAAUUGCUGGGGCAUAUUCCCAUGCUAGCUGACAAAGAAUUUGCUCAGUUCUCACAGGAUAUUGGCCUGGCUUCACUUGGAGCAUCCGAUAAAGAUAUUGACAAACUGGCAACUCUGUACUGGUUCACUGUUGAGUUUGGUCUCUGCAAGCAGAAUGGAUCUAUUAAAGCCUAUGGAGCAGGACUUCUAUCUUCAUAUGGAGAACUUAUGUAUGCAUUUUCAAACAAGCCAGUUCUUAAACCUUUUGAUCCGGAUGUAACAGCCAUUCAGUCUUAUCAGGACACUUCAUUUCAACCAAUUUACUUUGUGUCUGAAAACUUUGAGGAUUCUAAAGUAAAACUCAGACACUAUGCUAUGAAGAUGAAGAAACCUUUCUCUCUCCGAUAUGACCCUUUCACAUGCAGCAUUGAAGUUCUUGAUUCACUUCAAAAAGUCAAGAAUAUGCUUGGUCAGAUAAAUGAUAAUCUGAAGAGCUUAUAUUUCGCAUUGGACAAAGUUUGCUGACUGCAUGAAUAAGCCAAACAUUCCCUUUUGCCAACCUAUAGAUCA
Spea bombifrons (plains spadefoot toad) is the source of this 1455-nucleotide messenger RNA. Its product is annotated as tyrosine 3-monooxygenase-like. Gene Ontology annotation, molecular function: iron ion binding; tyrosine 3-monooxygenase activity. Gene Ontology annotation, biological process: dopamine biosynthetic process from tyrosine. The record is from RefSeq and is a predicted model, not a curated record. Gene Ontology annotation, cellular component: axon; perikaryon; cytoplasm. The transcript is spliced from 12 exons. NCBI's taxonomy places the organism in Eukaryota, Metazoa, Chordata, Amphibia, Anura, Pelobatidae. The coding region runs from base 1 to 1410 and encodes 469 amino acids.